AGGCAAAAACCAGAUCGUGAAGAAGCCAAGCUCAAUCGCGUAUAGCCCAAGCCUCAGCGGUAGCUGGAUUGCACACAAAUUGAACCGAGCGCGCGGAGUGUUAAGCUUCAAGAUGUCGACCGUGGGAGGGAUCCAUCGACGACGAGCAUGCUCGCUGCUUCUAGGUAAGUUAUGAACUUGAGCCCUAUCAUUCUUCACGUCAGCUGAUUUAAACUGAGAUAAAUAGAAUUCAAUCCACACCCUCAAAUCUUCCUGCACAUCAAAAGUUUAAGAGGAUCGAAUCUAACAGCAAAAGCGAAGCAGAGAUCGGCGGGGGAUUCACUGGCCGUUAGCCGCCAUGUGGAGAACUGAACUAGACGACGAAGGAAUUUGGAAAUCUGCAGAGCCCUGUCGAUUUGAAGGAGAAAUGACCGAGUUUGGAACUGGACAAGGACGAUGGCAUUGCCAUUGACAUUGAGCUGAGAGCUUGCCAAAUGUUAUAAAUCCGUUCUGUUUGCUAUGGCGUCUUUGCUAUCCCGUACUUCGCGCAGGUCUCUGUCCUCUCUCUUUCUUCAUCGUGAAUUCCUCAAUCUCUUCUCCAGUCUCGACGCGCCAAUUUCGUACUCCAGAGCUAGUUUAGUUUCCAAUUUAUGGUGUACUCGGUCGGAUUUUGCUCGCGAAAAUUUAAUUCGAGAUUUUAGAUUUGGAUUCAUUCAUGGUUUAUCUACGUCUUCGGAUUUAAAGGACAGUUCCAACCCUCGUGGUAGUGUUACGAAUGAUGAAAAAAUUCAAGCGAAAGUUGAGAUGUCCUGGAUUUCUUUGUAUUUGCCCAAAAAGGCUCAGCCCUACGCUCACCUUGCGCGGCUCGAUAAACCCAUUGGGACGUGGUUACUUGCUUUGCCUUGUAUGUGGUCAAUUACCUUGGCGGCAUCUCCAGGCCAUUUACCUGAUUUUAAAAUGCUGACUCUAUUUGGAUGUGGGGCUUUGCUUUUGAGGGGUGCUGGGUGUACCAUAAAUGACCUCCUUGAUCGAGAUAUUGAUACAAAGGUUGAACGUACCAAGCUAAGACCAGUUGCAAGUGGUCAAUUAACCCCAUUUCAGGGAGUAAGUUUCCUAGGGUUGCAGCUGCUUUUGGGACUUGGAAUUCUCCUUCAACUGAAUAAUUACAGCCGCAUUUUGGGGGCAUCUUCUUUGCUUCUAGUCUUCUCCUAUCCUCUCAUGAAGAGGUUCACAUUUUGGCCUCAAGCCUAUCUGGGUUUGACCUUCAAUUGGGGAGCUUUAUUAGGCUGGGCUGCCAUCAGAGGAACUUUGGAUCCAGUUAUUGUUUUGCCACUGUAUUUUUCUGGCGUAUUCUGGACUCUUGUAUAUGACACAAUAUAUGCACAUCAGGAUAAGGAGGACGACUUAAAAGUUGGUGUUAAAUCUACUGCUUUGAGAUUUGGCGAUUCGACAAAGGAGUGGAUUACUAUGUUUGGAAUUGCAAACAUUGGCUGUCUUGCUCUGAGUGGUUACAAUGCUGAUAUUGGAUGGCCGUUUUACGCAUUUUUGGCUGCUGCUUCUGGACAAUUGGCUUGGCAAAUAUCAACAGUCGACUUAUCAUGUGGUGCUGAUUGCAAUAGAAAAUUCGUCUCCAACAAGUGGUUUGGUGCUAUAGUGUUCAGUGGGAUCUUGCUUGGAAGACUUUCAUCAUAGAAUUAUUUUUUUGGAAAUCCGAGUCCAAGUCAGCAGAUAUGUUCAAGAAACGUACGAAAGCCAGCAGUUGUUUGUACGCUAUCAUUUAACCUUUUGGUGCUACAGUGUUAAGAGGGAUCUUGUUUCGAAACCCGGUCCGAGAAAUAUAUGAAAGCCAGUAGUGGUUCUGGAAUACUUGGAGAAGUACAAUUAGGUUUUGAACCCUAUCCAAGUUCAAAGUAAGAUAGGAGGAUCCAAUAUUGCACUGCUUCUGAAUAGCGUUUGUCCUAAAAACCGAGUUCGACCCCUUAGAAAGUUUCAGGUGAUGUGAAGUAACCAGGUUACUACUAAGGGAUAAAUUUAUGGAUCAUGCUUAAUUGAAAUUCUGAAAAAACCGUAAUUCAUUUAAUGAUUUGUUUGAGUACAACAUGUGAAGGUGGGGAUUCGAACUCUUAAUCUCAGGUUGAUACGUAUGCCUUAACUUGUUUGGUUGGCUAA
This is a messenger RNA of Momordica charantia (bitter melon), 2148 nucleotides long. Lineage: Eukaryota; Viridiplantae; Streptophyta; Magnoliopsida; Cucurbitales; Cucurbitaceae. The record is from RefSeq and is a predicted model, not a curated record.